Pleuronectes platessa (European plaice) is the source of this 5405-nucleotide messenger RNA. It is a transcript of the gene tmem86a, whose product is annotated as transmembrane protein 86A. Bases 118 to 831 code for a protein of 237 amino acids. Gene Ontology annotation, cellular component: membrane. NCBI's taxonomy places the organism in Eukaryota, Metazoa, Chordata, Actinopteri, Pleuronectiformes, Pleuronectidae. The record is from RefSeq and is a predicted model, not a curated record. The transcript has 3 exons.
ACCGGAGAGAGGACAAAAACAAAUCGGCAUCCCCGGACACAGCUCGAUACAAACAGGUGAGGGGGGGGACCCGAACCCAGAUCAGCAUCGGCACCGACUGACAGCACCGACGGAGACAUGGUUUCUCCGGUAUCCGUGGUCAAGAGUGAAGGCCCUAAGCUGGUGCCGUUCUUCAAGGCGACAUGCGUGUACUUUGUCCUGUGGCUGCCCACCUCCAGCCCGUCCUGGUUCAGCGCCCUGAUCAAAUGUCUGCCCAUCUUCUGCCUGUGGGUCUUUCUGCUGGCGCACGGCUUCAGCUUCCUAGGGGCUAACUCCAAUGCCCGCAAGAUCCUGGCCGGCCUCAUCUUCUCUGCUCUGGGUGACGCCUUUCUCAUCUGGCAGGAGCAGGGCUACUUUGAACACGGCCUUCUGAUGUUUGCCAUCACCCACAUCCUCUACUCAUCUGCCUUUGGGAUGAAACCUGUGAACGUAAACGCCGGCCUGGUGAUCGGUGCUGUGUCCUCUGUGAGCUACGUGCUGCUGUACCCCUACCUGUCCGGCCCCUUCACCUACCUCGUGGCCGUCUACAUCGCCCUGAUCGGCUUCAUGGGCUGGAGGGCCAUGGCCGGCCUGCAGCUGGCCAACGACGUGUGGACCUGGACCAAGCUGUGCGCCUGCCUCGGCGCCGUGCUCUUCAUGGUCUCUGACCUCACCAUAGCCGUCAACAAGUUCUGCUUCCCCGUGCCGCACUCGCGCGCCAUCAUCAUGGCCACGUAUUACGCCGCACAGAUGCUGAUAUCGCUGUCGGCCGUCGAGUGCCAGGACGUGAAGGUCGCCAUGAAGAGAUCGUGAGGUGCCUCGGCCCCUGGCAGCCAAUCCCCCCCUCAAGCCCUGAGUGAUCAUGGACACAUCUCACUGCCGGAUCCCCGACCCUCAGCCCUCAUCUCAGUGUGGCGCUCCCACAUCGCUGUUAUCACCACAACUGGUCCACUACAGCCUUCACACGGCUUUCACCCUACUGCUCUUCUAGUAUAUUAGUCUCACGCCGUCUUCUUACUAGAAGAUUGGGUAGUAUUAACUUCAGCCUCUCCCGACAACAGUCCUACCUGCUUCCUCAUGCUGUAGGAUCGCCGUCUCUCAAAACUAGUUACCACAGAGACAAGUGUAGUUAUAUUAACCUGCUAUAUAUAGAGUAUUACUUUACUUUUAACAGUUGUGUUUAAAAUUUAAGGGCAGCAUGUCAAUGGGGACCUUCACGGUGCGUGAGAGUGACUUUACGUAUGUAUGUAUGUGUGUGUGUGUGUGUGCGUUUAUUCAUUUGAUUAACACUUUUACCUCGCUUUCCGCACAACCCUAUCACAACACACUCAUCUAUUACAUGUGGUCCAAUAAUGCAAUUCAACAAUCCUAUUUUUCUCUUUUGUUUAGAUGCCUGAGACCUUGUUAGAAAGGGAUUUUUAUUUGAUUUUACCGUCACUGCCCGUGUUCUGUCUCCGAAGUGUUUCCCUGAAUUAAGGGUGCUAUUCUUAAAGUCAGGAGCAUAUCCACACCUGUUAUAUUAUCUGCUUCUAUUUCCUUAACGAAAGCCCCACUGCCUUUGUUCACCCCAUUAUUUAAUCACUUCUACACCCAGAUGAAUUAUUGUUCUGUUAGGAUGUGCAGGAGAAGAACGAGAGAGAUUAAAUAGGGCAGUAAGGUAGGGGAAGGGUUUUUUCUUGAAUGCAGCAUCCACUGCGUAUUGUAGCUCUGGUGCAAGUUGGACGAGGUGGAGGAUGUUUAUGGAAGCUCCAUUGUCGUAGAGAGAGAACCCAGUAGACACCGUGGCUAUAGCCGACCAUGAACACAUUGUACAGUGCACCUGCUUCUCCUCUUAGUGGGAAGUCUUUCAGGCUUUUUACGCCCGACACCUACAGAUCCUGCUGCUUCACUUAUGGCAAAGUUCGCAGGGUUCUCACCGCGGAGCGAGUUCAGCCGAGCCGUGUUGUCAUUGGCUUUGGACCAUGUUGUUGAGACUGAAAUGAAAGGGCUAGGUUACAGGCCAGGUCCCUGUUUGUUUAUCAAACCUGCGUGUGUGUGUUUUCCAGCAUGAUUUACUCACACAGAACCACACACAAACAUGAACGUCGCCUCGGGUUCAGCCUGACAGAAAGAAAAAAUAGAUUCUUGUCAUGUGAGGGAAUAGUUAUCUCAUUAUUCCUAAUAAUUCUCUCUCACUGGGCACUUCAUCAGCUUUAAUCCGGCAAAAUCCACCUCAGGGAAUCCCCCCUGACAGCCUGGCUUAUAAUACUUUCUUUCAUCUCUCACACAUUUUCCCCUCUCUCACCUUUCGUGUAUUAAUUAUUAUUUGAAAACUUACCGUAACUCUUUCUUCAGACGUCUACAUAUUGUAAAUAAUUGUCAUGAAUGUGUGUGUGUAUGUGUGUGUCUGUUACCUUAGUCUUAGCUGUUCAUUGAGCGUCUGUGUGUAUUUUACAACCAGUCAAAACCAACUCAAGGCCAGAUAUGCUGUGAAGCAUCAUAGCAUCUAUGGAGUACACAGACUACUAGAUAUCAUCAGUGUGUUCUCUUCAUUUUAUUUAAAUAUAGCUCCCUCUUGACCCUGUCCAUCCUAUGAGUAUAUACCACUAUCAGAUUAAUAACAAGUUAAUCAUAUUCCAAAUGCACUGUAAUGCAUUUAAAGUAUUACCUACUAACCAAAAAAUAACAAAGUGACAGGAUUUGUUUGCAUGAUUCCAAAUGGACCUAUACACGUUAUAUAUUAUGCACGAAAAAGAAGCUGAUUUGGUUAUGUGUCAUUUGGUUCCUAUUAUUUGUUUUUGUCUGAAGGGUCAACGACCUCAGAAGCUGUUGCUAACACACCCGCAUAUAUAUGCACACAAAGACAAAACAAAGAUGUAGUUGUGCAUCAUGUCAGCCACCAUGACCGAUCUGCAGGCAGAUAAUGGCGUUGACACUCAUCGAUUUAAAUUUUUCCAAGCAACACUUAGUCUGACGGAGAGAGAGCCAGACGUUGUGGUUGGUCUCAUCUGCUGCUUUGCCGCCCAGUUCCUCAAUCUCCUCUCGGCCUGUCAGCGCCACAUUUCUGCUUCGUCAAUCAGAGGUGUUGCAUCAGUCCGUCUGUGUUAGACCGCUCGUCUUCUGUUCCGUCUUUUCAUUUGUCCCUCUCAGCACUGCCGCAGAGCAACAGUGAUAAUUAUAACUUUAUUUGGAAAGCACUUGUCUAAACCAGGUUACAAAGUGUGUCACAAAACUCCAUGGCAAAAAAAAGGUAUGAACUAAUUUCAACUAAUCAAUUAAUUGCCCGAUUUAUAGAGAAGCCCAACAGUUCCCUCUAUGCAGCACUUUGGAGAGAGAAACUCCCUCCACUGCUGCAGCUCUUGCCCGUUUCUCACCUAAUGCACUUCCAUUGGCAGAAAUGAGAUCCGUCAACAUUUAGUGCAGGCCUAUAAAUCCAGGAGGGGAUGAGGAGAUUGAGUAGAGCAGUCGGACUAUGUGGGCAAUUCAUGUGAGCACUGCUGUCUUUGUCCUUUGCCACAUAAAGCCCCCCCCCCCCCCAGGGUUUUGUUCCUGUGGUCCAAUGGCCACGAGCCAGAAGAAAGGCUUAACAUCGAAGUAUUUCUGAGAUUAUUUUUACACAUUGGAAAAUCUCCAUGACUUUGCAAAGUCCGCUUGCUGUUCCGAGGGCGAUGGAUGAUGAGUGGUAGCUCGUUGAGCCAGACGAUUAUCAUGCCGAGGUGGAGGAUUUGGCUUUUUAAAUCCACUCUGUUUCUCCUCCAUUGUUUUUCUAUUCUUAUUUGACUUUGGGCCCAGACGACCGAAGCUGAGGGCCUUAGAGAAAACUGAUCUCAUUUCCCUGAGUGGAUCUGUGAGCGUUAGAGCCCUCUCGUGUAUCAGACCAGCUUUUGUCCCCUCACGUUGGUGCAGGAGGCUUUUUGUUUUUGCUCUUCCACUCAGGAAGGAGGUUAUUGUUGAGCGAUACUGUAGCUGGAAUUAGGUGAGGGGGUGAAAUAUGACACAUGGGGGAAGACUCCCUUUCCAUCCAGCCCAUGAGCUGCCGUCCUGCCCCCUCCCCCCACACACACACAUAUGGCAGGCCGGCAGUCGCAUCACUUCACCUCAGCUUGUUAUCAGCCCCUGUUGUUCUGAGCUUUGUGCACGCAGACAAAAGGAGACCUGAGAGAGCUGUGGGAGGCCGGCAUGCUGUGGCCGGAGCAGGAAGUGAUGAGCUGGAACCAGUAGUAGAGAGAGCCAGUGGUUUCACUCGGUCCUCCUAGGAAGUUGGGACUUUUUAAUUUGAUUUAAAGCAACACUAUGUGACUUUUACUCUUAUUUUUAAAGUUUUCUUGCUGAAUAUUGGUGAUAAACUGUUUUUUUAAAGACUUCUAUGUCAUUUUGACUGAUCUAAAGUUCAGCGUUACUUGUGAACUAGCUGGUCCUGAUUCUGACAAUUCAAGCGGCGACUAUCAGUCACUUCCACACUUCAUGCCCACAGUCACAUAGAGCAGGAGCAGACGUUCAGGGUGAGGAGGGAAACGAAGCCUCUCCACUGUCCCUGUCCCAAGUCAGCGAACCAUCGAACUAAUAUUGAAGCUGCUAUUUCAACGUGGAAAAAAGUUCCUUAGUGUUGCUUUAAAGUUUUCUCUCUGUCUUUGUGAUCUUCAACUUUAAAUCCUUUGCUGUUAAUGGGCUGUUUCCACUAUCCUGUAGCUAAUGACAUCCAAAAACAUAGAGCUGUAAUGUUUCUACAUCUUUCCUACGCAUGUCUCAUCUGGAGUGAUGGACUCGUGCACUCUGCACACACAGGUGUUUUUAUUACCAUGACUGACAGUCCUCCAACAUCAGUAUGAGCUCAUGAGAAGCGUGUCAAAUAAUGAUCUUCUCUUUGUGAUAUUACUCUCAAUCUUCUGUGAGUGAGGCCAGUCGAUCUCUCCCAUAAACUAGCAGCUAGUAUGAUUGUUAAGUACUGUAUUCUUUCAAGUAUAAACUCAUCUUUCCUUUAUUCUGUCUUCAAGAGGUAAAACAGACGAGACAUUUAAAUGACAGCGGGUUAAAGACACAAGAAAGUGACACAUUAAAGCGUGUGAGACUCAGCAUUUUACUUUAAAAGGCAUUCAUUGCUGUUUCAGUGUUACAAAAAGAAGUGUUAUCAUUUUAUUUGAAGAAAAAAGGCCCUUGUGUUGUUGUUUUUAUCCCGUCACUAUGAGAAAAGCUUUUGAUUGAAGUCCCAUUAAAAUGCAUCAUUCGACUUCAUUUCAUGAAUAAUAGAAGAUUGAAUUCUCUGAUAUAUUUUGCCUUGUCCUCGAUUUUCCCUUUGUGUUUUUUUUUCUUUCAUGAUUGUAGAGAUAAGAUACUUUCUUUGCUGUAGUGAAACUGCUCUGAAUGUGAAUAUCUAUUGGAGAAAUAAAUGCAAAUUGCAAUGCAACUUC